This is a messenger RNA of Xenopus laevis (African clawed frog), 2728 nucleotides long. RefSeq names its product matrix metallopeptidase 16 L homeolog (gene mmp16.L). NCBI's taxonomy places the organism in Eukaryota, Metazoa, Chordata, Amphibia, Anura, Pipidae. The record is from RefSeq and is a predicted model, not a curated record. Bases 572 to 2398 code for a protein of 608 amino acids. The transcript is spliced from 10 exons. Gene Ontology annotation, cellular component: membrane; plasma membrane; extracellular matrix. Gene Ontology annotation, biological process: skeletal system development; proteolysis; extracellular matrix organization. Gene Ontology annotation, molecular function: zinc ion binding; metalloendopeptidase activity; metallopeptidase activity.
AACUUAUAAAUAUUUUGGGGCCCUAAAUUGAAUUUGCUAUGGGGCCCAGUAACAACUAGUUACACACUGGCCCUAGUCUACAGGUGCCUGAGGUUGAAGUGGCAGUGAUAUUGCUGAUCAGAAGGGAAGGGCCACACGUUAUCCCGGGCUCUCAGCAGCAAUUGAAUUCCUCCCUAGGCUGCUGCUGCUGCUGCUCCACCUCCCGCACUGAGCUUUCUAGGGUGAGAGCUGUGCUGAUGAAGGCAAGAGUGGGCGGAGUUAUCCAAGCUGAAGAAGGAUGGACAUUCCCUUAGAGAAGGCAGGGGAGGGAGGAAGACUGGGCACACACGGCCUGUGUAAGGGCAGGGAACAAGGCACAGAGACCUGGGGAACGUGUUUUCACUUGGCCGCUGGUUAUGAAUGAGAUCUCCCCCGUGUGCGUGCCACCGGAGCUCUCCAUCGCUCACCUCGUAUCGCAGCAGCGCAGCAUCUCCUAUGCUCAGAUAAUCCCGCACGGCUGCUCUCCUCCAGCACCGGGGACUUUGUGAAGGAAGCAGCCGCCAGUCUCCCGGAGCAGAUAGAUCAGCUCACCAUGGUCUGGCUCCCCUCAGGCACUGGCAGCCCGUUACAUUUGUGCCGCUCUGUGGGGCUUGUUGUGCUCACCUUGCUGGGGAUCAUUGUAUGUUGCGUGUGCGCAGGGGAGCAGCAAUUCAGCGCAGAGAUGUGGCUUCAAAAAUAUGGCUACCUUCCACCAACUGACCCCAGAAUGUCAGUCCUGCGAUCUUCAGAAACCAUGCAAUCCGCUAUAGCUGCCAUGCAGCAAUUUUAUGGGAUCAAUGUUACGGGAAAGAUCGACAAAAACACAAUUGAUUGGAUGAAAAAACCACGGUGUGGAGUUCGUGAUCAAGCAGGACCUAUUUCCAGAUUUAAUGUCCGACGAAAACGAUAUGCCUUAACGGGACAGAAGUGGCAUCACAAACAUAUCACCUACAGUAUAAAGAACGUUACUCCAAAAGUGGGAGAUUUGGAAACCCGUAAAGCCAUUCGACGUGCCUUUGAUGUCUGGCAGAAUGUAACUCCGCUGACAUUUGAAGAAGUUCCAUACUGUGAAUUAGAAAAUGGCAAACGGGACGUAGACAUCACUAUUAUUUUUGCAUCAGGUUUUCACGGAGACAGUUCUCCUUUUGAUGGAGAGGGGGGAUUUCUGGCACAUGCUUACUUUCCAGGACCUGGCAUUGGGGGAGACACACAUUUUGACUCUGAUGAACCGUGGACUUUAGGGAAUCCUAAUCACGAUGGAAAUGACCUAUUUCUAGUUGCAGUACAUGAAUUGGGUCACGCAUUAGGCCUAGAACAUUCCAAUGACCCCACUGCGAUAAUGGCUCCCUUUUAUCAGUACAUGGAAACAGACAACUUCAAGCUACCUACUGAUGACUUACAAGGAAUUCAGAAAAUUUAUGGUCCACCAGAAAAGGCCCCAGCACCAACUAAACCCCUUCCUACCGUGCCACCACACCGUUCUGUUCCUCCAGUAGACCCUCGCAAGAAUGACAGACAACCUAAACCACCCCGGCCGCCUACUGGAGACAAGCCAUCUUACCCUGGAGCCAAACCCAACAUCUGCGAUGGGAAUUUUAAUACGCUUGCAAUCCUACGCCGAGAGAUGUUUGUUUUUAAGGAUCAAUGGUUCUGGCGUGUAAGAAACAACAAGGUUAUGGAUGGCUACCCCAUGCAGAUUACCUACUUCUGGAGGGGACUGCCUCCUGGCAUUGAUGCAGUUUAUGAGAACGGCGAGGGAAAUUUUGUCUUUUUUAAAGGUAAUAAAUACUGGGUGUUUAAAGAUACAACACUUCAGCCUGGCUACCCUUAUGAUUUGAUGCAAUUAGGACACGGCAUUCCACCUCAUGGUAUUGAUACGGCUGUUUGGUGGGAAGAUGUUGGGAAAACCUACUUCUUCAAAGGUGACCGGUAUUGGCGAUACAAUGAGGAAAUGAGAGCAAUGGAUCCUGGCUAUCCAAAGUUAAUCACAGUAUGGAAAGGAAUUCCAGAGUCACCACAAGGAGCCUUUGUUGACAAAGAAAAUGGCUAUACAUAUUUUUAUAAAGGAAAAGAAUACUGGAAAUUCCAGAAUCUCAAUCUCCGGGUAGAGCCUGGGUACCCGAGAUCGAUCCUUAAGGAUUUCAUGGGAUGUGAUAGUUCCACUGAUGGAGACAAAGAAAGAACCAGCCCGCAAGAUGAUGUAGACAUUGUCAUCAAGCUGGACAACACAGCCAGCACUGUGAAAGCCAUAGCCAUUGUAAUCCCAUGUAUACUGGCCUUGUGCCUUCUUGUAUUGGUUUACACUGUGUUUCAGUUCAAAAGAAAAGGAACACCCCGCCACAUACUUUACUGUAAACGGUCUAUGCAAGAGUGGGUGUGAUGUAGGGUUUCUCUCAUAGAAAUUACUUGAGGUUCAACAUGAGAGCUAUUACGCUGUUCCCUAGCUAGAAGCAGGCAUCUGUGAUCCAGGCUCAUAGUCGAUCUUAAAAACCACAAGCGGUUUGGUGUCCUGCACUUGAGUGGGGAUUCAAUCAUCUGGGAAGCUUCCAUGAAAUACGGUUUCUGCUGUUCCUCCAGUCCUUUGUAUUUCUUUAUCAUUCACUUUUAGGCCUUUCCCUCUGCACAUUGAAUGCUCAGUUUACUCUCGGAAGUAAACGCGAAGAGGAGAACAGAUCAAAAAACGAUAAUAAAGUUUUAUUUUCGUUCCGGG